Messenger RNA from Lepus europaeus (European hare), 1703 nucleotides. It is a transcript of the gene UGT8, whose product is annotated as UDP glycosyltransferase 8. Gene Ontology annotation, molecular function: UDP-glycosyltransferase activity. Lineage: Eukaryota; Metazoa; Chordata; Mammalia; Lagomorpha; Leporidae. The record is from RefSeq and is a predicted model, not a curated record. The transcript is spliced from 6 exons. Bases 78 to 1703 code for a protein of 541 amino acids.
UUUUAAUUUCCUCCAUUACCUCUUUUGUCUUGUGACUAACUUUGAAGUUGAGUUCAAACUGCAUAUAUGGCUGUGCUAUGAAGUCUUACACUCCAUAUUUCAUGCUCCUGUGGAGUGCUGUUGGGAUUGCAAAGGCUGCCAAAAUCAUCAUUGUGCCGCCAAUUAUGUUUGAAAGCCAUAUGUACAUUUUCAAGACACUAGCUUCAGCCUUGCAUGAGAGAGGCCACCACACAGUGUUUCUCCUCUCUGAAGGUAGAGACAUUGCCCCAUCUAAUCAUUACAGCCUCCAGCGCUACCCAGGAAUCUUUAACAGUACCACCUCUGACGCUUUCCUGCAGUCCAAAAUGCGGAAUAUUUUCUCUGGGAGAUUAACAGCCAUCGAACUGUUUGACAUACUGGAUCGCUACACUAAGAACUGUGACAUGAUGGUUGGCAACCAGGCCUUGAUCCAAGAUCUGAAAAAAGAGAGGUUUGACCUGCUGCUGGUGGACCCUAAUGAUAUGUGUGGAUUUGUGAUAGCUCAUCUUUUAGGCGUUAAAUACGCUGUGUUUUCCACCGGCCUUUGGUAUCCUGCCGAAGUGGGUGCCCCUGCUCCGUUAGCUUAUGUCCCAGAGUUUAACUCACUCCUCACAGACCGCAUGAACUUGCUUCAAAGGAUGAAAAACACCGGCGUUUACCUCAUUUCCAGAAUAGGGGUCAGCUUUCUGGUUCUUCCCAAAUACGAGAGGAUAAUGCAGAAAUACAACUUGCAGCCGGAGAAGUCCAUGUAUGAUUUGGUUCAUGGGUCCAGCCUGUGGAUGCUGUGCACUGACGUAGCCCUGGAGUUUCCAAGACCCACUCUGCCUAAUGUUGUGUAUGUAGGAGGAAUCCUAACCAAGCCAGCCGGGCCACUGCCAGAAGAUCUUCAACAGUGGGUAAAUGGUGCUAAUGAACAUGGCUUUGUCUUGGUCUCAUUUGGAGCUGGUGUCAAGUAUCUGUCAGAAGACAUUGCUAACAAACUGGCAGGAGCACUGGGGAGAUUGCCUCAAAAAGUGAUUUGGAGGUUUUCUGGAACCAAACCAAAGAAUCUAGGAAACAACACUAAGCUCAUAGAAUGGUUACCGCAGAAUGACCUGCUUGGGCAUUCAAAUAUUAAAGCCUUCCUGAGUCAUGGUGGCUUGAACAGCAUUUUUGAAACUAUGUACCAUGGUGUGCCUGUAGUGGGAAUCCCACUCUUUGGAGACCAUUAUGAUACUAUGACCCGGGUCCAGGCAAAAGGCAUGGGGAUAUUGCUAGAGUGGAAGACAGUUACGGAAGGAGAGCUCUAUGAAGCAUUAGUGAAAGUGAUCAAUAAUCCCAGCUACCGUCAGAGGGCCCGGAAGCUUUCAGAAAUUCACAAGGAUCAACCUGGUCACCCUGUUGAUCGAACUGUCUACUGGAUAGAUUACAUUCUCCGCCACAAUGGAGCCCACCACCUGCGUGCCGCUGUCCAUCAGAUCUCCUUCUUUCAGUAUUUUUUACUGGAUGUUGCUGUUGUGUUUUUGAUUGGUGCUGCCUUGUUUUACUUCCUGUUGUCCUGGGUGACAAAGUUUAUCUACAGAAAAAUCAAAAGUCUGUGGUCUAGAAAUAAGCAUAGCGCAGUUAAUGGACAUUUCCACAAUGGAAUCCUCAAUGGCAAGUAUAAAAGAAACGGCCAUAUUAAACAUGAAAAGAAAGUGAAGUGA